Molecule: messenger RNA, 6451 nt
Organism: Bicyclus anynana (squinting bush brown)
Lineage: Eukaryota; Metazoa; Arthropoda; Insecta; Lepidoptera; Nymphalidae
Gene: Paip2
Product: proteoglycan 4
Exons: 9
Coding region: 453-1664 (403 amino acids)
Biological process (GO): negative regulation of translational initiation
Cellular component (GO): cytoplasm
Molecular function (GO): mRNA regulatory element binding translation repressor activity
Source: RefSeq, a predicted model, not a curated record
UUCACUCCGGUCGCCAUUAUAGCCACGACGUCGUGUAACAAUCUUGUGUGAAGUGUUGUAUAGGUUAUUAAGUUUAAAAUUACAAUACAGUGCAGCGAAAACGCAAUAAAAACAGUGUGUUCAUGAUAAAUUGCAUAACAGUGACAAGAAGAUCGCUAUAUACGUGUAUUAUGAUUGGAGAUUGCACCAGACAUGUGUGAAACAAACAAACACAGAAGCGAGAAACUUAUGAAAACAGUGCCUCAAAGUAGAAUAUAUAAGAUUUAACCUAAUAACAUAGAGAUUUUGACUAAUUUUUAGUUUCCUUCACAAGUUUUUGACUAGUUUUAAUCAGAUAUACAAAAUCAAUAGUUUUUUUUUUUCAUUUUGUAAAUAAGCGUUUGUUGUUGGAAGUGUAGUUUAUUGUCUAUGGUUAGUUUGUGGGUAGUUGUAAAAUUUUAAGUGUUGCAAGCAUGAAAAUUCCGGAAACGUCUGCAAAUAUUGGAGCUUAUUAUGGCAAUGAAGAAAAUGGACAGUGGCAGCCGAACGGCGUGAUAAUCGACAGCGGCGUCGGCGGCGGCGUCGUGGGCAGCGGCGACGCGGGCGUGCACCGCCCCCCCGUCUACCCCGUGCACAUCCCCCGCGGGCACAUACCCGGAUACGUGAUGGCAGGCGCGUACUACCCCCCUGCGUACCCCCCCGCGCCCCCCGCGCCCCAGGACGACUUCGCUGACUACAUGUGGAUGGAGAAUGAGGAGGAGUUUGACAAACAGGUGAUGCAGCAACUAGAGGAAGAGGCUCUCAUGGAGCAGUGUAUAGAGGCGAUGCUAGAGGACGAGCAACGGGAGCAGAGACAGAGGCCGGUGUCCAAUGGACACAACCAUCCCACCACGAGCAACGGGUCAGCGCCGGUGUCGCUGCAGGAGGCGGUGUCGCGGUCGACGCUCAACCCGCUGGCGGCGGAGUUCGUGCCCAACAGAGCACGCCAGCCUCCCGAAGAAAAACAGUCAAUCACAGAAGUAAAGACAGAAGUCAAAACAGAAGUGGAGAGUGCAAAAGAAGUCACAGAAGUUACACAGAAGGACGUCGUAGACGGCAAGCAGAGCACAGAACAGAGUAAAACGGAAGAAUCAAUACCAAAACCCACCGAGCCGCCAGAGGUGAGCGCGGCGGACAUUUUACCCAUAGACGCGGAGAAAGAAAAAAAGCCGAGGGAAUCGAAAAAGGACACCAAAUCCAAGCAGGACGUGAAAAAAACACAAAAAGUCGACGUGAAAACGAAAGCUAAGCCGAUUGUGGUGAAAUCGGAGACUAAAAUGCAACCCAAGAAGAAGGAAACGAACGUUAAAGUUGUCAAAAGUGAAGUCAGAGUUGAGGAAACGGAGGCGCCGGUCGCCGAAGUUGUCAAACAAUCAACCCCGCCAGUGACGGAGGAAACGACGCAACCGGGAAUCAAACCCAUCAACUACGCCGCCGCGGCGAAGGCGAACAAGCCCAAGAAACCCACCACACCGCCCGCGACGAAACCCACCAGCCCGCCGGUGACAGAGAAGGCGCCACCGCUCGCGACGAAAACCGAGAAAAUCGAAAAAAAACCACCAUCAAAGGACAGUAAAGUGAAAAAUGAAAAGUCAGCGCCCAAAACAGAUAAGCCGAGUGUACAAAGGAAAAGUUCUAUGAAAUAAUUUAAAAUAAUGUUUUUUUUUUGUUUUUGAAGGCAAAAUUUAAUGUACAAAAAAUCUUCUCAAAAUAAUAAUUUUAAAUGUCACAUAUGUCUACGUUGUGGCCAAUGUUGCCACACUUGUGGGACGAAUGCUACUGAAACUACCGUUGUAAAUUUCAGUGUUUCCACACUAAAUCAGAAAAUACUGCUGAAAACUUACUGCUUUGAGGGAAAUCAAAUAAUAAUUUUAAAAUGUCACUUCUAUGUCUACCGGUUGUGGCCAGUGUUGCCACAUUCGCAGGACGAAUGCUACUAAAAACUACUGUUGUAUUUUUGUGUUUUCACGUAAAUAAUGUUAUUAAAAACUACAGUUUGCGUAUAAACUUCGAUAAUUGUGCUCCAAGCAUUAUAUAAUGUUUCCACACUAACAAAAAAUUUUAUGAAACAUAAUUAAAAUGCAACUGAAACAAUAAUUUGAGCACAUUGUGUACCGUUUUGUGGUGUGCCCACCAUAGAUGAAAAAAAAAACAAAAAUAAUCAAGGAAAGUUUAAAAAAAAAUCACAGAGACUUUAAGAGGACUAUCUGUUAAUAAUCUGCGGAUUGGUUGCUUGGCAACAUUGUUUUUAUAAUCAAUAAAUAACAUAAUAUUAUGAUAGAGAAGUAAAUAGACAAGUGAUUCGAUUAGUGAUAAGUCAAAAUGUAUACGAUUUUGACUGUUAUCAUGCAUUACAUAAACAUUAGGUUAAUUAAGCUAAGCUGGUGCAGUAAUUAUAUGCUUGAAAUACGUGUUUUUUAUAUAUUUUUUUAAACAAAAGCAUUAUAAAUAUUACCAAUUGUCAAUCUGUUGGACCACCUUGAUACAUCAUCAAAUAUCAAAUCGCUUGACUCGUUUCUUUACAGAGUCCACACACGAGUGUUUGUAUUAUUUAACCGACUUCAAAAUAAAAGCAGGAGGAUCCCAAUUUUGAGGCGUGUUUUUUUUUAAAUGCGAUCGUUUUUUUCCAUUUGUCUAUUUGCUUCUCUGUCUAUGCUAUCUAUACUAAUAUACUAGGUAAAGUUUGUGUGGUUGUAGAGGGUAAUCUCUAGACAUACUGAACCGAUUUUGAAAACUCUUUUACCAAUAGAAGCUACGUUAUUUGUGAGUCAUACGCUAUAUUUUAUCCCUGUUAUCCCACGGGAAAGGGAAUUACGUGGGAGAAACCGCGUGGUAUAGGUAUAAAAUAAUAUUUUCAAGUUUUAAAAGAAAAAUUAUAAGUACAGAGGAAAAAAAAUCCUACCAAAUAAUCCUCAAUCUAGACCUCGUUAUAAUGCUAUUUUGACUAUUUGACUAAUAAAGAAAGGUUCAUUCAUAAAGAAUAUAUACAUAAAAAUAAAUGAUAGUCGGUCGGUUGUAUGUAUGUAAAGUUAUAAUAAAUAAAUAAAUAAUUAUACUUUUUUUCUCUAAUUUUUGCAUAAUUCUAGUGUGAAUAGCUGUUAAUUGUGAUAUCCCAUAUUGUUUUUUCUUUCGCGAGGAAAAUAUGGAAAAAAAUCUAAAAAAAAAAUAAAAUUAAAAUAAUUAUAUAUUAUUGUAAAAAAUCCUAAUUAUAAUAUAGCGUACAUAAGAUUUAUUAUAUAUUAUCAUAUAGACGAAAGAAAAAAAUAGUUAUUAUUAGUUAUUAUUAUAGAUCGUCGAUUAUGUUUAGUGCGAUUUUUUGUGUUAAAAUAAUUUACGUCUAAACCAUACAACUAACACCAGUGUCUAUGUGGUUUAUGGUAGAACAUAUAGAAAGCUCAAUCACUCACAAGUGGAAAUUAUUUUGGGUGAUUGCCCUUUCAAGGAGCUGUAAAUCUGCCCAGAGAACCUUUCUCUUGUCCCAAAAUGGGCCUUUAUAAUUUACAAGCGGGUUGAUAGUAUGUUUUAGGGACACAAAUUGUUGCAUAGAAAACUUUUUUAAAAAUUAUUUGGAACCACCAAAAAAUAAUAAACAAAUUUUUCGUUUACAAAUUAACUAGAUAGUACAUUAAAAGUGUUCAAUACAUCCAAUAGGAGUUGGAAUUGAAUCCUUAUCCGCUGUGAGCUGUCAAUGUCAUGUAAUACUGUCAAAUGUCAAUAUGACACAAGUUAGAAAAAAAUAAAACCGCAGACAUAAGCAUGAAACAAAACUUCCAUAAAACGAGCGCGAUUACGCUAAAAACCACUGACAGUCUGUCAGGGUGUGAGUUGCGAGCAUGUUGCCAUGAUAAAAAUUCUUAAUUAAUGUUGUCAGCUAAUGAUGAAAAUAUAUUUUAUUUUAGUAAUUAAAAAAAUUGGGGGAUCCAAACAAAAAAGUAAUUUUUAGUUUUAAUGACUAUAUUUAACGUUUUACAAAGUAGUCUGCACAUAGUAAGCUAAUUUUUUUUUUUGUGUUCAUAAGUGCUAGAAAUCAGAGCCUCAAAUGAAAAAAUAUCUUUUGAGGUUUUACUUUUAAGACAUUCACAUAAACUUUGUUUUGUGAAUAUGAGAAAUAAGUUUUCACAAAAAAUCGCACUAAACAUAUUUAACAUUAUUAUUAAUAAUAAAAUUUAGCCUACAAAUAUAAGGCUGUCGAUUAUAUAAAUAAUGGAGAAACAAAAAAUUGUUUAUAAAAUUUUGAGGGUGGUGAUAAAAAAAUGUACAUUUUUGUGAAAGUUGCGGUUGAAAAUGUAUAAAUUGAAAAAAAAUAAAUGCACACGUUUUUUGUUUGUUUUUUAGAGGGUAUUUCAAUUAUUUUAGCACAUUAAGUGAUAAAGGUAUAGUUUAGUUUAGUAUAUCGAUUGCGAAUAUAAUUAUGUAUUGGUCUAUGAGAAAGUUUUGUCAUUUUUAACCACUUUUUCUCAAUCUUUUUAAACGAUUCUGUUCUGACUUUUUACAAAUUUUAACCCUUAGCGUGCCUGGUGGCAAAAAGUUACACAAGUCUACAAGUCACAAGUCUACAAAGGGUCUCUCAGAUCCAGAUUUUUAACUAGGAAAAUAAUAAAGAUUAUUAAAUAACAGUUACUUUUUAAAAUGAGUGUUUUAUGCUAACGAAAGAAAUUAGUUAAUUUUAUCGCCGCGACAGGGCAAUGUUUUUAAUUUUUCAUCUGUGAAGAUAAUGACAGAACUUUCUUUUACACCUAAUUUAAAAAAAAAAAAUCGUUUCAGAAGUAAAUUUCCCGACCAUUGGACACACUGCGUGAUGGAUUUGUCAUUUUUUUUUCUAGAAUUUGAAAUUAUACCAGUGUAAAAAUAAUUUAUAAUGAUUAUCUAUAUAACAGUAAUAUAAGUUAAUAAUUUUUGUAAAUAGAUGAAAAUUAAUUACUACAUACAUUGCCCAUGUUUAAAAUCAGCAAAACAUUAUGAAGAAUAAAACAUCUCUGUUAUAGUUGUUUAUUUAGUUAAGUAACAAUAAAAAAUUAAAAUAUAAUUUUUAUCACGCAGUGGUUAUAUUAAAAAAAAAACGAAGUUGCCAGUAGUUAAAAAGAUACGUUUUGGUAGAAAUUUCUUACCACAGUUGGGAGUUUUUUUUUUGUUGAUUAAUUAAAUAGCUGAAGUAGAUUUUUAUUGGUAGUGAUUAUUAUUGCAUACUGAUGGAGUUAUUUUUUUUUUUUUAGUUGAAAUGCAAACGUGUCUAAAUAUUAAAGGUGUAUUAAUUUUGUUUUAGUUACACAUCGGCAGGCCCUAGGCCUUCUAUAUAUUAAUUAAAAUUAUAAUCAGGGCUGCCAUUUCUAAAUCAUUAAUCUGUAGCAAUGUUGGACCCCAAACCACUGCCUUUCCAUGGUAUAAAUAAAAUUUGUAGAUAUUUUAUUCAAGAAUGAUAAAUGAAUUAUGAUAAAAUUAGUCGUCGAAAGAAACUUUUUUAUAAUUUCAGAUUGUAUUGCUAAAUUGGAACGUUUAUUAUGACAUGUUUUAUAGCACGGAUUAACUGGCAACACAACACGGGAAGCUACGCAUGAUGCGUCGAAUUUUUGUUUACUACCAAAACUGACAUUUUGGUAGUUUGAAUUAAAAAAAAAAAACAAUGAUUUGACGAAUUGAAUCAAGCUUGCUUCGUGUGAUGCUAAUCCCAGCUUUAUAUUUGCAUUUCACACUUGACUAUUAUAUGAUUAUUACAAUUUGCAGUUUUUAGAAAAUCAAUUAUUACUCAUUGACUUUUUAUUUGAUUUUACGAAUUACGAAUACGCUGUGCGUUUAUUUUCUAAAUUGUAAAUAAAUUCAAUAAAAAUAGGUACACAUUUUUAGCUAGUCUGGAAAUGUUAGUUUAAAAUAACUAAGGUUGUACGGUCGUCCAUCUUUGCCUGGAAAUUUGAAAAAAAAAAACAAAAGUUGGCGUUGGGUUCUAGUCGUUUUAAAACGAUGUCGUUUGUUAUACGAGUUGAUUGGUUUUCUAAAAAUUGUUUUCUAUUAUUAUUAAACCUAUAUUACCUUUAAAUUGAUACGGUAUGUUGUUUGUUAGUUUUUUAAUGUUUUGACAUCGCGUGGUUUUACACAAUUAUGAAUUAAAUUGUUAUAUAGAAAAAUUAAACAGUGCACUCUGGUCUUAUGUUACAUUAUUUUUCUUUUUUUAAAUUUUAAUCAUAGUAUGAAAUAUUUUGUAAGGUUGAAUAUUAGAUGAUUUUCUUGAAAAAAUCAGGUAAACUAGGCGCCUAUCUCGGCCAUGCGAUGUCGCUAUGCUCAUAAUAAAGUAUAAUAAUAAUUAAUUUAAGUUGUAUUUUCCCUUUAAUUUUAUAUGAUAAAAAUGCAAAUUCUAUGUAACAUACAUGUCACAACUGAUACUAUAGUGUUGUUUAUAGACGAAUUCUGUCAACAUAUGUACAAUAUUAUAAACAAGAAA